AAAACCUUUAGGGCAGCUUCUUUCAAAAUACAAGCACCGUCACUUCCGUGCUCUGCUCUCAAAAUCCGUGAGCUGCGGUGAAAAAGCGAAAAAUGUCGCCGACGCAACUUUUAUCGACUUCGAUUUCUUCUUCUUCCUCUGCUUUUUUAGCCGCACCUAUUGCCUUCAAAGCUAGAAACCAGAAUGUUUCGAUCGCGUCGAAAACGCCUUCUAUUUGCACGUGUGCUGCUGCUCCUCAAGAACAGAAAACCGUUUACAAAACACAAGUCUCCCGCAAUGCAAAUAUUGCAAAGCUUCAAGCUGGUUACUUAUUUCCAGAGGUUGCUCGAAGGAGGAAUGCGCACAUGCUGAAAUACCCUGAUGCAAAAGUGAUAAGCCUUGGAAUUGGUGACACUACAGAACCUAUCCCAGAAGUUAUAACUUCUGCAAUAGCAAAGAGAGCAGAAGCACUGUCUACUUUGGAGGGUUACAGUGGUUAUGGACCUGAACAAGGUGAAAAACCUUUGAGAACUGCAAUUGCUUCAACAUUUUAUUCAGGUCUUGGGAUCGAGGAGGAUGAUAUAUUUGUCUCUGAUGGUGCCAAAUGUGACAUAUCUCGCCUCCAGAUGGUAUUUGGGGCAAAUGUAACCAUGGCAGUGCAAGAUCCAUCAUACCCGGCUUAUGUUGAUUCUAGUGUCAUCAUGGGCCAGACUGGACAGUUUCAGAAAGACGUUGAGAAGUACGGUAAGAUUGAAUACAUGAGGUGCACUCCAGAGAAUGGUUUUUUCCCUGAUUUAUCCAAAGUUUCUCGAACGGAUAUCAUAUUUUUCUGUUCACCGAACAAUCCUACUGGUUCUGCUGCAACAAGGGAGCAACUGACCCUACUAGUACAAUUUGCAAAGGACAAUGGAUCAAUCAUCGUCUAUGAUUCAGCAUAUGCCAUGUAUAUGUCUGAUGAUAACCCACGAUCCAUAUUUGAAAUUCCGGGAGCCAAAGAGGUUGCUUUGGAGACAUCAUCUUUUAGUAAGUAUGCUGGGUUUACUGGAGUUCGUCUGGGGUGGACUGUUGUUCCAAAACAGCUUCUAUAUUCUGAUGGGUUCCCAGUUGUAAAGGAUUUCAACCGUGUUGUUUGCACUAGCUUUAAUGGGGCAUCCAACAUUUGCCAAGCUGGUGGUCGGGCUUGCCUUUCACCUGAAGGCCUUAAGGCAAUGAGUGAGGUGAUUGGAUUCUAUAAAGAAAACUCCAACAUUAUAAUGGAUACAUUCAAUUCGCUCGGUUUUAAUGUAUAUGGAGGAAAGAAUGCUCCCUAUGUGUGGGUUCACUUCCCUGGCCAAAGCUCGUGGGAUGUUUUCAGUGAAAUUCUUGAGAAAACUCAUGUAGUUACCACACCUGGGAGUGGUUUUGGACCUGGUGGGGAAGGUUUUGUCAGAGUCAGUGCUUUUGGCCACAGGGAAAAUGUUUUAGAAGCCUGCAGAAGAUUCAAGCAGCUUUACAAUUGAAGCAACAUAUAUUGUGUCCCUUGCCUCCCUUUUGACAAGGAUACAUGCAGCAACCUCCAUUGUGUGGUUUAUUUAUCUGGUGAUAUUAGUCAUUUAUGGUUGAAUUCUAUGCAAACCAUGUCGCAGUUUUACUUUCUAGGGAGUUCUAGAUUCUGUCUUUCAUGGCUGACCCUCAUCUUGAAAUUGUAACAAAUUGUUAAGCUUAUUUUUGGGCGCCAAAAUAUUGAGGUGUAUCAGUAGAAUGAAACUAGAGCUUGAAUUGA
Messenger RNA from Populus trichocarpa (black cottonwood), 1741 nucleotides. RefSeq names its product LL-diaminopimelate aminotransferase, chloroplastic. NCBI's taxonomy places the organism in Eukaryota, Viridiplantae, Streptophyta, Magnoliopsida, Malpighiales, Salicaceae. Gene Ontology annotation, cellular component: chloroplast. The record is from RefSeq and is a predicted model, not a curated record. The transcript has 10 exons. The coding region runs from base 93 to 1478 and encodes 461 amino acids. Gene Ontology annotation, molecular function: L,L-diaminopimelate:2-oxoglutarate transaminase activity; pyridoxal phosphate binding.